Messenger RNA from Cyclopterus lumpus (lumpfish), 4825 nucleotides. RefSeq lists its product as uncharacterized. Bases 1197 to 4655 code for a protein of 1152 amino acids. The record is from RefSeq and is a predicted model, not a curated record. Lineage: Eukaryota; Metazoa; Chordata; Actinopteri; Perciformes; Cyclopteridae. The transcript has 10 exons.
CGGGUCUCUCCGCCAGUCGCAGCCGGAGAAGAGUAUCGACAGCACGCAUUUCCUGGAGCUCUCCGUUGUUACGUGAAACAGAAAAAUGCGCAAACAUUUGUUUUAUCCUGGGAGAAUGGCCGUUUCAUUCCGUAAGGGACCACGGGGAUUUCUCCGUCAGGAUCCGACUGACGCAGCCAAAGUCCUGAAAGACAACCCGUCUCUGCAGGACAAGUCUGCACCUGUCAAGGAGGAGCUGGUCAGGCAAAAUGCGCUGACUGUGGUCCGCCAGAGAGGAGGAGACCCUUCAGAUAAAACUGAAGUGUCUGGAGAUUACAUCCUGCAGUUUGGGAAGUACAAGGGGAAGUCCUUCCGCUGGCUUCUGGAGAAUGACAUUGGGUAUACCAUCUACCUGAUCAGGAACCAGCAAAAGGAGGAGGCUGCAGGAUUGUUCAUGGCAGCGGGGCACAACAAGGACAGCCUACUGUCAUUUGUGACCUAUUCCCUCAUCUUUCCAGAAAUCCAAUCUCUUCUCAGCUAUGAGGAACAAAAGCCAGUUGUGACAGCAGCAGCAUCGGAGGACGACCAGCUGGUUGGUUUUGGCUCUCGUGCCAACAACACCUGGCGAGAGAUUUGGGACAGCAGGGAGGAUGGCUAUUCAUCCUUCAUUGUGAAGACAAAGUGUGCUGCGGGGACAAAGAUGCACAAGCUCCAACUCUACCUCCAGAAGAAGCUGCAUCCACCCACCGUGUCCUCUCUGAUGACACACGCCUCACAUGCUCCUGCUGAAGCCAUUGUGAUGGAUGAAGAUGAAGAGCUGGAGAGAGCGAUGCUGGGUAUCUCUCCUUCCAAGCAACACGUGCAGAGCUCUGUUUUUGCAUCAUCCUCAUCGUCAUCAUCUGCCAGAGAACGACAGCCUUUGAGAAGAGAAAGAGGUCUUUAACCCAAAGCGUCCUGCCGUCGACCGACACAACUGGGACCAUGAAUUCUUAUCCCACAUGAAGCAUGACUAUUCUCAUCCCGUCUCAUGUUGACCACGUUCUGGUCAUGUUUGUCUUUUGGUGUUCUACCUAUUGUCCUAGUGACUAUGAAUUGAUUCCAGUCAUGAUGAGGUACCAUCUGCUACACUGGCUGCACCAGCCAAGGCUAAGGGUUCACAAGUAGAUGCCCCUGCAUUACCAUCCGUAAAGAGACCUGUGCCCGUUCCCCAGGAGCUCAUGUGUCUGAUGCCCGAAGGAGCAGCUCAUCUGUCAACAGAGGCGACUGCCACAGUUCCUGGAUCAGAGGAGCUCCUGAUUUCUCCUGAGACGUCUGCAGAGCCCGGUCAACUGCCAACUCCACACAGAGAUCAAAGUGAGCCUUUACCCAGGCCAAUAGCUGUCCCCACCUGUCCUCCUCCACAGCUUCCUGGCUACGACCACGAUGUCAGCCAGUGGAACUGUUCACAGCAGCAGAGGAUCUGGAUGAAGACGGAGCUGGAAUCUAUGGGUCUCUGGCCAGGUUCCAUUCCUGUGCGGAACCCCAUGAAGAUGGUGUCAUUGUGGCGUUUGCCUCCCCAGCCUGAAUUGAUUGACAGCAUCUCCGAUCUUCCUUCCCCAAAGUACUUUCAGCUCCAUCCAUUUUUUAUAUGGAAGCCAGAGAACAAUAACCUCAUGGGGAGGAUGAGGAACAACGACACUCUGCCGUGUAUGGGAGGUUGUGCACGGCCUCAAGUUGCCUCUGCAGGUGUUGGUAGACCUCGUGUCGUUGUUGGCAUCACUGGACAGUACUACCUGUUGUCAUCCAGGCUGUGCUGCAAAGUGUGCAAAAAAAAGUGGUACGCUGACAACCCACUGUGGCUUGACAAACUCCCAAAGAGGUACACAAACCUCUUGCCAGCCAUCCUGACGUACAAGAAGGCAAUAUGUAAAUCCGUCAUGGACGAGCUCAGGCGGACAGGUAACUCCCCCAGCGACAUGACAAAGCAGGUAAUGGAGGUGAUGCACUUGAAGUUUGAACGGGCUCACCUGGCCCACCUCCUCAGCUGCCAAAAUGUCAUGGAUGGGGAGGCAGGACAGUAUGACCAAAGAACCAUCACUCAGUUCUUGCGACAGGAAACAAAGCCGGCUCCCUUCGGAGAGUACAGUGAUUCAGAUGGCUGGAACGGGAUCAUUGUGUCUUCUCACUACCUGGCUGACUGCUUGCUGCACGAGUACCAACACCAGGAGAGUGCCAUCAACACACUUUUACAGGGGACCUUUGGACAGGCUUUCCGCUCAGACCACACCCGCAAAAUUGCGAGGAAGGUCACCUUUUCAUCCGGCACCAUGUCCUCGUAUGCGGUCAUGAAUGAGAACUGGAUGAUCCUUUCAUGGGUGAUGGUGCAGUCUGAGACGGAGAAGUCCCUGAAGCCCAUGUACGAGGGACUAGCACGGCGCUACAGCACAGCAGGCAUAGAGAAGGCACAAUACCACUGGGUAGACAGGGAUUGCUGUGCAGCAUUCAAAGUGGCAGAAUCGUAUGCAGGAGAGCAUCUGAACUGGGAUUCUUGGCAAACAACUGAUGCCAUCGUUGCCCAGGCUACUUCUGGUAACCUGCUGAACACGUGUGCGUCACGGUCCCAUUUCAGUGCCAACUUGAGCAUCAAGCUGGACUUAUUCCACUGCAUGAGGAGGUUCCUCCGUGAGUGUGUGACAGAGCAUCAUGCACUGUACAGUUCUUUUGCUCAGUUCCUGUCUGCAGCCUUUUCUGUGGUGGAUCAGGAAGACCUGCAGAGGCUUAAAGACGCCUAUGCCUUCUGUGGGAUUCAGCCUGCCAACCCAACCAAGCCACACAUUCGGGAGCACUGCAGGACCAGGAUCACACAGCCGGAGGAGCUCAUCAAGAGGGUGGAGGGAGUUUUACAGCAGUUUCACCUGGCCAGUGAUCCAAAUGGCGCUCCUCUCUUCAAGCCCUCAAUGCUGAAGCUAUGGCGGAUCCAGCGGGUGCACAUCCUGCGAGGUUGCCUGAGUGAUCCCGUGGUUGAAGGAGGGAUUUUGUACAGGCAUGGAGGAUCUCUGCAGCUGAAUCAUGUGCAGGGUGAAGGGGCCAGAGUUCCCAUUUGGAUCCCCAUCAGAGGCACAUCCCAGCAGGAGGGAUAUCACUUCCACCAGGCUCAGUGGGUCACUGGAACACGUGUUUCCCCAGAGCUGUUUCAAGCACAGGGGAUGACUGGCGUGGCGCGGUGGAAUUACCAGCGCCUGGUGGACUUGAAGCAGCCUGGUGUCCACCUCCCAGCCGUCUUUGAUCCUGCAUUAAUGGCCCAGCUCAACGCAGUCUCCGAACGGGUGUUGGGACACAUGAAAUAUCCAGCAUUUCAUCUCUCUAGCAGAGACACUGGAGAGAAGUUUGGCCUGCAGUACGUUGAGCCAGGUUGCCGCCCAGUUCCUGUGGACUGGGACAAGCACAGGACCAAGACAGACUCUGCCCCGGCCCUGAGUCCACCUCCUCAAAGCAGCGCGCCGACUGCCCAGUCAUCCUCAUCCUCAAUGGCACCCCUGAAGCUGUUUCAGUUUCCUCCACGCCCUGCUGCAGAUUCUGCUGUCAAACCAGACGUGACUCCCGGGCCUCAGACAGAUCCAGAAACAUGUCGGCCGUCUCUGCCCCUGCUGUCCUCACCGACUGCCGCUCGCACUGGACCUGUGAAGACAGGAGGGAGAGUGUUUGUGUUGGACCACAAGCGGUGGCCGGCCCCCAUGAAGGCAGCUAUAGACAACCUGCUCAAUGAACACCGUGGGAUGAAGGACAUGCUCAAGCUUGUGGACCAGGGCUAUGCUGCUCUAGUUCACAACUCCUGUACAGACCCAAACAGCAUGCUGCACCCAACAACAAAACAUCACAUCUUACAAUAUGUAAAACACCUCUGCAAAUUACUAAACACCAGCUCAUCUUUGAACACCAGCCCAGAAAAACUGCAAGAGAGGCAGGAACUCUGGCACUCUCUGACAAAGGGCAGUGAGACUACCCGUGUGCCAGUUGUAACUAUGCCUGUUGCAGUCGUUAACCCACCGCCACCUGGUCAGACCCUUACGAAAGCCUCCAUUGAGGAAAUUGUCCAAAACAUCCUAGACAAGCAACAGCAGCAUCAGCAGCAACAACAACAACAACCAGUGCACAAAAAGAAGCAGACAAAAACGUGCCUGUCCUGUGGCCAGCCAAAGUCCAGGUAUGAGAAUGAUGGUUCCUCCAUCCACUUCUUUUACCAGCAGGGCCCCGUCAGGUACUUUUACUGCUCCACUAAAGUUUUUAAAGCUUAUGGUGCUGAAGGUCUGACAAACCCCAAAAUGCCCUUUAAAGACUUUGCAGGAACAAAGUUCUUUCAGCAGGAACUGUAUUCCACAAAGAAAAGGGUGGAGGAGAGAGGCCAGCAAAAGAGGAAGAGGACUGAAUCUCAGCACACGGAAUCCCGAGACACUGAAUCCCAGCACACUGGUCCAAGAUGUCGCUUCUGUAGGAUGGGACUGAAGCAGGGCCCAAACAGUCCUCAUAUUCACACCGGGUUCCCUGGAGUAACAGGGAAGUACGUGUAUUGCCCUGCUAAAGUAUUUUCCCUGUACAAAGACCAGGGCAUGGAGAAGGAGAUGACAUGGAGAGAGUUCCAGGUGUCUGCCUUUUAUGAGACAGAAAAAAACAGAUGGGCAGUUGAAAAGAGAAAAUAAGAGAAAUGUGGAGUGUUCUGUCAUGUAUAUAUUCUUUCUCUUUUUAAUAUUUACAUUCUUUUUAUUAUAUAUUUUUUUUACAAAUUUGUGUUGUGUUUGUUUGACCUUGCACUAUGGCCUCUGUUCAAUAUUUACUGUCCCUGUUGUGGUGAAUGAAAAUAUUUCAUGGA